GAGGGGCUGGUGGGGGUUGAAAACCCGGACGAGAAAAUGGCAGCAGAAGAGCGUAAGUGUAAUCGGUGACCGUAGAGUAGGAGGGGGUACUGGUAAAAGAGUGUUACAUAUAAAAGCGAAAAACCGGGUGGCCGCAAGCACGCACAUGUAUUGUCCUUGGUUCCGCGCAAUCCGUCACAUCCACGAGGCCGCAUGAUGGACGUCGUAAACGUUAUGUUCGUCGGCAUGACGUUCGUGUUCGUGGCUGUGCCGCUGGUGCUCAAGUCGAUGGACGGGACUCGAUUGCCGGUCGCUGUGGCACGAUUGUACGCGUACGGUAAGAUCACAGGCGGCGCGAAGCCGUCCGGCGUGCUGAGCGUGCCCAAGCGGUGGUACAAGCACUUUUACGCAUUCUCAUUAGCCCUAUCAUUGAUGGCAGCGCUGGCGCUAUCAGACGAAUACGCGGCGGGCGCCCCGUGGCCGUCGGCCGCGGCGUGGUGCCGCCGGUGGCUGUGGGACCCGGUCCGGCGACCGAAGUCGUCGUACAGCUCGGUCGCCGCGUCCACGGCCGCCGGCAUGUUCGUGCUACAGUGCGCCAGGCGGACGUACGAGACGUACCACGUGAACGUGUUCUCGGACACGGCAGUUGGGCUGUGGUACUACGCGUCCGGUUACAUGCACUACGUAGGCGCCAUCGUCACCGUGCUGGCCGAGGCGCCGGUCGCAGCGACGGCAGGGGAGCAACAGUCCAGCGUUGCCUGGGAGCCUGUCCGGUUGGCCGGGGCCCUGCUGGUGUUCGCCUGGGCGUACCGCGAACAGUGGCGGGCCAACGUAGCGCUGGCCGAGGCCCGGAAGCGAGGAGGUCAGGUUGUCACGCACGAGCACAUCAUGCUCACCGGCGGACUGUUCGACCUCGUGUCUAGCCCACAAAUGCUCACCGAGGUGGUCUUGUACGGUGCUUGGUACGCCGUGCUGUGGGGCGGCACCGGAUGGAAGUACGUGAUCGCAUUUGUCUGGGGCAAUCAGUUUGAGAUAGCGCUCAUCAGUCACCGAUGGUACCAGGACAAGUUCCCAGACUACCCCCGAGAAAGGAAAGCCAUCAUACCGUACAUUCUGUGAUUGCAGUUGCAUCGUCGUGUGCAGGGUGCAGCAUUGUCCGCUCAUUAGAAUUUCAUAAUAUG
This is a messenger RNA of Metopolophium dirhodum (rose-grain aphid), 1160 nucleotides long. RefSeq names its product polyprenol reductase-like. Gene Ontology annotation, cellular component: endoplasmic reticulum. Gene Ontology annotation, molecular function: 3-oxo-5-alpha-steroid 4-dehydrogenase activity. Bases 193 to 1098 code for a protein of 301 amino acids. The transcript has a single exon. The record is from RefSeq and is a predicted model, not a curated record. Gene Ontology annotation, biological process: polyprenol catabolic process; dolichol-linked oligosaccharide biosynthetic process. NCBI's taxonomy places the organism in Eukaryota, Metazoa, Arthropoda, Insecta, Hemiptera, Aphididae.